GCAGAGAAGCUAUGGGUUAGUGCAGGUUAUUGCCAGUUAGUACUAUUAUCUAUGGUUAGUACGCCGUAGCAAUCAGUGUAAGUCAGCAUAUUUAGCUCAUUCAAUAUCAGGAUGGCUGCAGUUUUAAUAGCCGAUUACCCAGAGCCCGGAUUUUCAUUUGAAAAUUGUAAAAGAAAUGCAAGUUUCGUUGCAAAUGGUUUUGUUCCACCAAAAGCUACUAAGACAGGUACUACAAUUGUUGGUAUAACUUACAAAGAUGGUGUAAUUUUGGGAGCUGAUACACGUGCUACAGAGGAUACCACUGUUUCUGAUAAAAAUUGUCAGAAAAUUCAUUAUUUAGCAUCGAAUAUUUAUUGCUGUGGUGCAGGUACAGCUGCUGAUACUGAAAUGACCACCCAAAUGAUUUCAUCUCAACUUGAAUUGCAUAGAUUAAAUACAAAUCGUGUUGUACGAGUUGCAACAGCAAAUCAAAUGUUAAAACAGUAUUUAUUUCGUUAUCAGGGUUACAUUGGUGCAGCUCUUGUUUUAGGAGGGGUAGAUAGUACUGGACCUAAUUUGUACUGCAUUUAUCCUCAUGGUUCAUCUGAUAAAGUGCCAUAUACAACUAUGGGAUCAGGUUCUCUUGCUGCAAUGGCUGUUUUUGAAUCAUAUUGGAGACCCAACAUGAAUGAAGAUGAGGGAAAGAAGCUCGUCAGAGAUGCCAUUGCGGCAGGUAUUUUUAAUGAUCUUGGUUCUGGCUCUAAUGUGGAUCUUUGCAUUAUCAAGAAAGGCACAGCAGAGUACUUAAGAACUUAUGACGAAGCAAACAAAAAAGGAGUGCGUCAGGCAUCAUAUCGUUAUCCUAAGGGAACUACACCUAUUCUUACUACAAAAACUUCAAAUAUUGAUGUGCAUGAUGUAUCAAUUACCUAUGUAGAGCCUAUGGAUAUGAGUUAGAAAUAAUACACGAGAAGUUUUAAUUACA
Messenger RNA from Agrilus planipennis (emerald ash borer), 964 nucleotides. RefSeq names its product proteasome subunit beta type-7 (gene Prosbeta2). The record is from RefSeq and is a predicted model, not a curated record. Lineage: Eukaryota; Metazoa; Arthropoda; Insecta; Coleoptera; Buprestidae. Gene Ontology annotation, molecular function: threonine-type endopeptidase activity. The transcript has 4 exons. Bases 112 to 936 code for a protein of 274 amino acids. Gene Ontology annotation, cellular component: proteasome core complex.